UCAAACUUGGGACCUUGUGCUUGCAAAGCAGGCAGUGGAACCACUGAGCUAAAUGCCCAGCCCUCUGGGCUGUGGUUUCUACUGUGCAACCCUCAGGACCCCUUAGGUUGGUGACUAUUUCUGACUUCUCCCUUACUUUUGAAAGUUAUUUUGGAGAAUGUGGAGCACACCCACGAGAGACCAGUAAGAUAAGACUCCAUGUCCCACCUUCCAGUCCCCAGACCACGGCGUGAGCCAUGACAGCUCACCUAGACCACCACCAACCACCAACCUUCCUUCAGUAGGACUUUAAGCAAUUCUAGACAGGGAUCAUCCAUAUCCAGUUAAGAAAUUAAAAAGUAAAACUUUACAAAGCAUCAUUCAAACAGCACUUUGCACCUAAAUGAACAGCAUUUCUUAAUAUCAGACUGUGCAGCCCACAGAGGUGUGAAACAAGCCCUGGCCUUGAAAUCUGUACUGAGGUGCACGGGGGAGCAAGGGGGGCUAAGAGGUCAGAUGUCAGCCCCACCUCUGCAGAACCCUGGAGGAUCUGCAUCCAGGGACGAGGGUGCUGGGGAGGUGGGACACGGGCCCCUACCUCUGUGACCAUCCCUCUUCCUGUAGCCAUUUUGAUUUAUAUUCAUUAAUUCAUUUCAUUAAUCCAUUUGUUUGAAUGGUAUGAGCAGAGCGGCAGAGCCCCAGGAGCCCGGCAGGGAAUAUGACAUGUGGGCCAAGCUUUCCAGUCACGAAUGUAUUGGAAAAUAGGCCAGCGACAGAACCAGGGAUCGUUAAGGAAGUCGAGGUACAGCAGGCUGCCCUGGGUGUCCCAGCCCGUGGGACAGGGGACAGUGGCCACACGCCUGUGGCUGAGGAGGAGGCAGGCAUCCCAAUCCCAGCACCAGGUCUCCUGCAGGUCACAGAGAGGAGGCAGCCCUUGAGCAGUGUCUCCUCUCUGGAGGUCCACUUUGACCUCCUGGACCUCACUGAUCUCACAGACAUGUCAGACCAGGAGCUGGCCGAGGUGUUUGCCGACUCUGAUGAUGAAAACCUGACCAGUGAAUCCCCAGCAGGUCUGCACCCAUUGCCCCGAGCAGGCUGCCUGCGCUCCCCCUCCUGGACAAGGACUAGGGCCGAACAGAACCACGACAAGCAGCCCCUUGGAGACCCAGAGCGGCAAGCUGCGAUCAUGGACACAUUUCUCACCGUGGAGGGGCCCAAGGAGGACUAGGCUGUCGGCACUGCUGGGCCACCUACCCUCAUGAUGGCAAACACAGACAGUCCUGGCCUGGCAACACGUGCACCCUCCCCACAAGGGUCCAGCCACCAUCUCUUCAUGGUAGCCAGGAAAGUGCUGCCAGCCACAGGCUUCUGGGCAUGCAGCACAAGCACAGCCCAGUGGCCUUACCUCCAGCUGCUGCCUGGGCCUGGACAGGGCCAUGACGUCACUGCUCAGGAUGAGACGAGCACAGCCUGGGCCUUCUGAAACCUUCUGUCCACAGGACCAGGGCUCACAUCAGCCCCGAUCUCCACAGGUCCUGUGCCACUAGGCUUAGCAGCCAGAGUGGGCCUUGUGUGGCCCGCGAGGUGCUCUGCCUUCAGCCACAUAUGGGACCAGGGCAAACAUCUCCACCGCACUCUCCAGUUUACCCACCCCUCUGCCCCAGGGAGGCACUGCUGGUACCAGGGCCCCCUCCCCAGCAAGCUUCAAGACCUGUGUCUGUCCCCUUGGUCCCAGGUGAGAGCAAAGGGGUGAGCCUGGUGCAUCUCCCCAGCUUGGAACACCAAAUGCGGCCCACUGCCCAAGAGCUUAGACGGUUGGCAGGGCUCAGCCUCUCCCACCAACCCUCGAGCCCAACCCCGUGUUCCACAACUGGCAGUUCCACACAGGAGGCGGCCUGGCUCUGUGUGUGUGUGGAAAGGGCCAGGCCCACUGCUCUCUGGAAAGAUGGAUAUUCACUGCAAACGGACAGACAGGCAUCUGGACUGACCACAUACCAAGACUGCUUCUGAAGCAGAAGUUCAAGCUUGCUUUCCACCCGCAAAACCGACCUGCCCUCUUGUCCCCGGCUGAUGCUUCCGGGGAAGGCAGCAGGCCCCAGACUUUGCUCCCACCAGACACUCCUGGAGACCAGGCGGCAGGCCUCCUGCCGGAAGUUCCCUUUCCCAGCUUCCCUCUGCAUUGGUGCCACUCCCCACACACCAGACCUCCCAGGGAACACUGUCCCUGCUUCCCCAGGGACACAAAACCACAUCACCUCUGCAGCGCAUCCCACGCCUCCCCCUUUCCUUCCUGCUGUAGCUUGCAUAGCACACAUUCAGUGGGAUUAAAGUUUCACCACCGU
Fukomys damarensis (Damara mole-rat) is the source of this 2321-nucleotide messenger RNA. RefSeq names its product dysbindin domain containing 1 (gene Dbndd1). The record is from RefSeq and is a predicted model, not a curated record. Gene Ontology annotation, cellular component: cytoplasm. Lineage: Eukaryota; Metazoa; Chordata; Mammalia; Rodentia; Bathyergidae. The coding region runs from base 698 to 1207 and encodes 169 amino acids. The transcript is spliced from 4 exons. Gene Ontology annotation, biological process: negative regulation of protein kinase activity.